Fusarium verticillioides 7600 is the source of this 1063-nucleotide messenger RNA. RefSeq lists its product as hypothetical. The coding region runs from base 150 to 926 and encodes 258 amino acids. NCBI's taxonomy places the organism in Eukaryota, Fungi, Ascomycota, Sordariomycetes, Hypocreales, Nectriaceae. The transcript has a single exon. The record is from RefSeq and is a predicted model, not a curated record.
AGCUCAAGCUUUUGCUAUAACUUUCUUCUCGAGAGCACAUUGGUGCAGAUACAUCCUUUUCACCACCCGUCAAUCAACACCUCUGAUACCCGCCUCAAAAGGGGACACAAUAUUCACCAGACGCAUCCUCAUACUCAAGCUCUGUCAAGAUGUCUGACAUUAUUAAAGACAUGAUAGAGAAGGUUUGGCUGUUCCCGCGCGGGACCAAGCUGGAACCUGGAGGCAGAAAGAACCCCGAUAACCUCCACCACCUAAGGCACCGCAACUGGGGUUUUAGCGUCUACCGUACCUACUAUGGUAAAGAUUCCGAUAAGCAUUGGCAGGCGCUUCUAUACUCUUUGAGACAUCAGACUAAACUGGCAUUUGGGGCGUUUGAGGACGAGGAGGAAGCAGACCAAGAUGAUAGGCGACAAGUUCAGGAAUUAUUUCAUCUCGAUGUCCGGGAGAAUCCCUCUUGUCUGGAUGGUCUCGAUGUUCGAGGUCUUCGGGAUUUCUGCAAUGCUGAAAAGCUCAAAGAGUCCAAAGUUACGGGUAGAGAGGAAGGCAACAUCAAGUACCGCGUGAGCACAAGGCCCGACGAGGGUCGAGCUAUGGCAGAUGAUCUGUUCAAAUUUGUAUUACUUGCAGAUGAAGCUGUGCUGAAGGAUAUAGGAAACGGUGAGUUCAUCGUCAAGACUAUCUCGUUGUCGUGGGAUGGUUACUCGGGAUGGGGAUGGAUGAGAAUCCCAACAGGCUAUCUUUUGGAGCUCUGGAUAUUUCUGAUGUGGAAUAAACACCGGACCGAGUCUUGUCUUCGCUGUCAUGGACCUGAAGCAGAUCUUGAGGGAAGUAUCUGGCCUGGGGACAUGGCACUUUUGGAUACUGGAAGAUGUUCGGAAAUUCGCGACUGGCCUUACUACAGUGGCCAAAAGGAUGAUAUGUGGUAAGGAGGAAUGAAGAGCCUAACCCGAAAGACUUUCGUCCCCUUUCGAAAACACUCAGUCUAUCUUAACACCAGACUACGUUUUGAAUAUACAUAAUGCUUAAUUGCACCAUGUCAACAGACAAACCCUGAUCAAGUCCA